Amoebophrya sp. A120 is the source of this 3985-nucleotide messenger RNA. The record is from the annotation of a GenBank genome assembly. NCBI's taxonomy places the organism in Eukaryota, Dinophyceae, Syndiniales, Amoebophryaceae.
AUGAGCGGUUUUCUUCGCUGCCUUCCCGUAUGCAGCAUCUGCGGCGGAGGUAGCUUGGAAAAUAACUCCACAAACAGACCCGACGAGGAUGCGCCUUCCGACCUAUACAGGAGCAGGGGUUCUUCGAAGAGCCAGCAACGCUCCAAGCAAGGCCCAGAAGGUGAGGAAGCAAGUCAGAACAGGAAUGCGCAAAAGCUCAAUCCGGGGGAGGAGCAAGGGACUUCUAGUUCAGAAGAUCAACUUGUCCAACUCGAAGCUGGUAAUAUUGUGAAAACCGAUAACGGAAACAAGCAGAACCACGACUCCUCUCUCCACGACCGUGCCUCGACCAAAAACGCGUCACAAAGCAGAAAGCCGUCAAAAGGGAGCAAGCUUGCCGCGUUGAAAAAAUCUCGAUUUCACUACGUGGAAACCGCCAGCAGCCUGGCGGAGCUGUUCGCGGAGGACGGGGAAGACGACUUGGCGUUGAGAUUUAUUUCUCUCGCAAAAGCGUACAGAAGACGAGUUUUGCGAUCGAGAGCAGAAAGUGCAGCGACAGAACUAGUACUGCAGGGAGAUGACGAGGAGAAGCAGACAGCAAAAGCAUUAGGGGAAGAUAGCAGUUCCAAAAAUUUUGAACCUGGCAAAAAGAACCCAAACACUAUUGAGUUUUCUUCCAUCCAGACUGCGUUGGAUCUGCCCCGGUCCGCUAUCGCAGAAAACAGUUACCCGGAGUUAUUGGAACAUUUGAAGAUCGCGCUUCCAAAGGCAGGAGCAGGAUCAUCUCCAUCGGCUUCACAGUCAGACGCUAUCGUUUCGAACGAGGUCGACGCGGCGGACUUUCGCAAGCUGUUCCGGUCCGAGUUGGAGAAGAAACUGAAGGAUAAUAGUGCGUCAGAGGAAAGCAAGCCUGAGGACGACGGCGGGCAGCUCGAUGACAUUGACACUCCUGAAGCCAGCAACGGCGCACACAAAAAUACGACAACUUCUCUGUCGACCAUCGACCCAAAGCGCCUCUCGUGGUUUGCCAACGUAGAAGACGCGAGCUCUUUUCGCCAGCAGUUGUUCUCUUCCGAGGAGAUCCCACCGCCGGUGGCGAAGAAGCGGGAUAGUGGUAUGAUUCGUAACACAUCUGCGGCUGGUGCACCAGGAGGAGAUGAAAAGCUAGAAGAAAGCUUCUCUCUUCCCGACUACGAGAUCGUUUCCGAUUCCGCCAUCGCAGAUCUCUGUUUCUCCCUGCACGGCCAAUGGUUUCUCGAGUCCUUCAGCGCAAAAGCCUUUCAUGAGAGUGCCUCCAAUUAUGGCGAGCUAUCUGUUUCCAUCCCCCGCACGUUCUCCUCUUACCCGAAACAAACUGCCUACAUCUGCGACUGCAGCUACCUGUCGCAAUUCCCGGUGGAGGUGAACGUUGAAAGAUACGGCUCCGUUGCAUUCUUCGACGAGAGGAGGCAAUUAUUGGGCUUCUGGAACUGCGAGGCGCAGCGGUUGUUGCUGAAACCCUUAACCGUGCUAGAGCAGAUGCAGGUUGCGAAGAGAAAGGGAUUGGAACAUCAAAUUGAAAUCCCGGUGACUUCUUUCCAGCAGAAGGAGGAAGAUGUGCGGAAAGUUGCCGUGUGGGACCGGACGAAGUUUCAUUUCCGAUCGUCGCUGUAUGUGACGUUAUUAUUGCGGAAGUUGGUGGCGGCGUUAGUGCAAAACAGCCGGAUGUGCUUUUGUUUGUCGACAACGACAUCAUCGUCAAAUACAGCAGCUGGUGAGCAAGCUGCAGAUGAUCAAGACGCCAGUUCUACUGCACGGAAGAACAAGCAGCAGCUUCUUGCAGCGCUAUUCGAGCCCUUUUACGGCCGCGGGGAAACCGCUGCGGCCAAUAACCGAUCGAUUGUGUCUUUGUUUUCCACUGGGAUUCUGCAGAAACUCCUCGGUUUUUCCGACUCGAGUUUCGCAGAGGUUGUGACGGAUUUGUUCGCCAAGGCGAAAGAAGUUGGGUAUGACGACAUUUCGAAAAAGUUUGCGGAGUUGCUGGCGCAGAUUCAGAUGAAUGGGAACCGGAUUACAAGUAGGACGAGUAAGCAAAUUAUGCCCUCCGCGGCGGACAAGAAACAGAAUCUGAAUCAGAAGCCUGCUGGUGUUCCUGUUGCACCAGCAGCUCCUCGCGAAAUAGUUCUGGAUGGUGGCCUUGACCUUGGGCCGCCGCCCAUUGAGGCUGCUGUUCCUGAGGAUGAAAGCACGGAAGAGCAGGUGCAACUGGAAGAGCAAGAUCACGACCUUCUUCUCGACGUCGAGGACACUGAAGACGAGAAAAUGAGCAACGGCCCGGAAAUUUACAAUUUUGUCACAGCACGACAGGAACGGGCACCUUCACCGAAUUUUUUACUUCCAGGAUCACCUCCCCUGAUGUCGAACCAGCAGAACAAAAGAACAAACCCGCCUCCCCGUCGAAUCAGCGCCAAGGACCAGUCGAUCCAAUCCUAUGUCUUUUCCUGGCUUGUAAGCAACCACGUCCUCAGCAAAGAAGAACCAGAGCAGAAUGAGGAAGAGCCGGCACAUCAGGACGAGGAGGGAACUUCCAGGGGUGGAAUGUUCAUGUUUUCCCCCGAGAUGUUGACAGGUGGUUCCAUCCGUCCUUCCAGCGUCAACCUGGCUGAUGAAAACGGGGAAAUUCGGGUGGAAGAAGCGGUUUUUGUUACUCCGCCAGAGGAUGAGGACAGUGACGAUGAAAGAAUCAGAUUCCCAUCAGAAGACUUCAAAACACCGAGAAGUUUGCCGGCUGUUUCCUUACUUCACCCAGAGAUCGUGCAAUUUGACGUGGAGAUGGCAAGUUUACCACUAGUCACCGACGGAAUGGAGCUGUACCAAUGUUUCAAAAAUUACGUGAAAAGUGUCCUGACUGCUUUUCGGGAAAAGACCGGGAACAGGGAAGUUUUGAAAAAUUGCACCGAGUUUUUGAAUUUGUACGAAACCUACGGAAACGUCGAACAGCGAGGCCCUGUAGCAGCACAAGGGGGCACUAGUUCCUCGAAGUUGAUGAUGAGCAAAAACCCGCCAUCAAGAACUCAACCUCAAACCGCCACUAUAAAACCAAUCAAAUUAAAGCCGAUCGACGAGAUUGAAACGCUUCUCACCGAGAUCUUGUGGCGCCACUGUGUGAUGUUCCAAGACUUAACCUACUUGACCUACGACGCUUGCGGCUCUUCUGGACGCGUUAUCCGUGCCUCCGCGGUUCGGAAGGAGGGCAGCUUGCGCUUUUCCAGCAUUGGGAGUGGGGGAAGGGGAAGUGGAAGCACAGCCACCAACUUCACUUUCCCGACGACCGAUUCAUCUUUCAGCGCAGGAGGUCCAAUGACCAUGACGAACAACCCAUUAACCGUUCACGCAACCGCUAUGCUUGAGUCGAUCUCUAGCCUGUCGCCUUUCAGCGCGACGAGGGCAAUGAGUGCGGCUUUUGUACAACCAGAAUUGUCCCCGAGUCAAAUUUCUUCCCCUUUAGGGAAUCAACGCGACGCAACGAACACACUGAUGGCGGACAAAGAGCAUUACGCGUUGAACCUAGCUCUCAACGCUUUGCUGAUACCGGAGCAGGAUGAAGAUACUAGCAGCAGCAACUCGUUGGUAGAUGAUUCCACCAACACUCGCGCUUCAUUACCAGAAGAAUUCCGGACAGAGUUACAGCAAGUUGCGACCCGGGUCGCAGUUAGAAAUUUACGUCGCAGAGUACCGUGUUUCCUUUUUGACCCAAAGAGGCUCAGCUUUGCCCCACAGUUAAGUUUCUGAAAUUUGUUUUCCAAAUUUUGCUUCAAUAUUCAGAACGCGGACCCUGUGAUUACAUCCUAGUUUUGAUGUUCUGUUGUCCCAGCGGUCGAAGCCGAACACAUGACUUGGGAGUAGCUACCCCUCCCACCAAAAUAGAAAUACACGACGACCAGCUUUCAUUGACCACGACCCGCCUCUGUGUAUGAAAAUCCAAACACAAAUUUUCACUCCGAAAGAUUUUUAAGAUGGAACAUGG